GUCUGCCUGUGGAAGUGGGAUCGCCCUCAUCUCUCUCUCCGCCGGUCAGCCUCCCUCUCUCUCAGUGUGUGUCCUCUCUCUCCCUCUUAGCGGAACCCUCAGUCGCAACACACGGCAAAAUGUUUUUUGCACGGAAUUUAGUCAAAGGCAUCAUCGAUGUUGUGAGCAACAUCGACCCGGCUCAGUUUCAGUCCUCAGACCCUCCUCCUCCUCGCAGACCUCUGAACUUUGCCGAAUCUCAUGAAAAUGACGAGGAGAAACAAUUCCGGAGAGUUUUCCAACAGCUGGCCGGAGAGGACAUGGAGGUGAGCCCCGUUGAGCUGAUGAACAUCCUCAACAAAGUGCUUGGCAAGCAUGGAGGCCUGAAGACGGACGGUUUCAGCAUCGAGUCCUGCAGGAGCAUGGUCGCUGUCAUGGACAGUGACCGCACGGGUAAACUGGGCUUCCACGAAUUCAAAUACAUGUGGAACAACAUCAAGAAAUGGCAGGCUGUCUAUUUAAAGUACGAUGCAGAUAGUUCCGGUACAAUAUCCGCUGAUGAACUUCCAAAGGCCUUCAAUGCUGCAGGUUUCCCUCUUAAUGACCAGCUGUACAAGCUGAUUAUCCGUCGCUAUAGCGAUGAGCACGGCAGCAUGGACUUUGACAACUUCAUUGGUUGCCUGGUGCGACUCGACGCCAUGUGCAGAGCCUUUAAGACCUUGGAUAAGGAAAACAAGGGCACCAUCGACCUGGACAUCAAGGAGUGGCUUCAGCUGACGAUGUACUCGUGAAGCGUUGGAGGGAAGCUCCUUCAACAAAACCCUCUUCUCUUCUUUCAUCUCAUCCCUCCCUUCCUCCCUCUCAUUACACUCAUGUGUGUGUGAAAACCCCUUCGUUAUCAUGGUAACGGGACCAAAAUGUCAGAGUUAAACAGAAGUAGAAAAAUCCCACUUGGACCAAAGUGCAAGCGACCAAAGCAGAGCUGACGCUGCUGAUGCUGCUGACGCACCAUCACGCUGCCGCCAGGCGGUGGUGCCACACCACCCCCAUCUUCCGGAUAUCUAUAUUCAGAUUUUAAUGUAAAAGUUUUAGAUGGUCUUGAUUUUUUUAUCAUGAAACAAAUAAAUUGACACAACUGACAA
Gasterosteus aculeatus aculeatus (three-spined stickleback) is the source of this 1121-nucleotide messenger RNA. It is a transcript of the gene capns1b, whose product is annotated as calpain, small subunit 1 b. NCBI's taxonomy places the organism in Eukaryota, Metazoa, Chordata, Actinopteri, Perciformes, Gasterosteidae. Gene Ontology annotation, molecular function: calcium ion binding. The record is from RefSeq and is a predicted model, not a curated record. Gene Ontology annotation, cellular component: calpain complex.